UCAGGAAUUGUUGCACGCUGCUUUGCGGUGAUCAGCGAAGGCUGUCAUGGAAGAAGAAGAAAAAGAAGGAACUCUCCGAGGACUGGGAAGCACCAACGGAGUCAACUGGCUAUUACUAUACCAUUGAUGAUCUUACCAAGUCCCACAAGGCAAAAACAAUGACCUUGCAGGGAAGGAAACUGUUGCUGCUGCAAUAAUGGAAGGUUGCACCAUCCCCAAGUCAUUAUUUUCGUAUUAAAACAAUUCAUUCUUUUCAUCCGUCCAUCUUGCCCAUAGUAUGGAAAACAAAACGGGUCCCCAACCAUUAUCUCUUUGCCUUCGACGUCACUCCUUAAUCCAUUCCUUUUCCUUUGCUUCCUUUUCAUUGGUCCAAAUCUUUCAUUUUCUUAUUCACAACCCUUUUUUCUCUUUUCUCUGCUGGAAGGCUACCUUGUACACUUCCAAUUCCCGAUCGCUAUUUUUUCCCAUCCUGGCUAUCAUUUAAGCAUACACCCACUUGAAAACGACCCCUGCCCACCUCUUCUGUCCCUUCAAGGAGCUUAAUUUGCAGAGCUAGAUCAAGAUCAAGAUCAAGAUCAAGAACCACCUUGAGGAAUUUCCCAAGAUGACCCUGACAUCAGCAGCCCCGGUUGAGGUGCCCAGGAGGAGGCAGGGCGGUUUUGUGGACGAGAUGAGGUCCGUGGCGAUGAAGCUGCACACCAGGGAGCAGGCAAGAGGGGGAGAGAAGGAGGCCAAGGGGCCCGAGGAGAGGUCCAUAGCUAAGUGGGACCCCACCAUUGAAGGGUACCUGAAGUUCCUGGUGGACAGUAAGCUGGUUUUUGAUACCCUCGAGGGGAUCGUCCACAAGGCUGCCCUUCCUUGCUAUGCUGAGUUCAGAAACACCGGUCUUGAGAGAUCGGAAAAUUUGGCUAAGGAUCUGGAGUGGUUCAAAGACCAAGGCCACAACAUUCCUGAACCAUCUGAUCCCGGAGUUUGCUACGCGGGUUUUCUCGAGGAUCUAUCUGAGAAGGAUCCUCAGGCAUUCAUUUGCCACUUCUACAACAUCUACUUCGCCCACAGUGCCGGUGGUCGAAUGAUCGGGAAGAAGGUUGCUGAGAAGAUACUUGAUAAGAAGCAGUUGGAAUUCUACAAGUGGGAUGGUGACCUUCCCCUCCUCCUGCAGAAUGUAAGGGAGAAGCUCAACAAAGUUUCUGAGGGUUGGACUAGGGAGGAGAAGAACCAUUGCUUGGAAGAGACGGAUAAGUCAUUCAAGUACUCAGGAGACAUACUUCGUCUGAUACUGAUAUGAUGCAUAGCUCACGAGAAAGAAUAACGAUCUUAAACUCUACAGGUCAUGUGUAAACAAUCCCUCGCGUUGCAAAUCCUCCAUCCUCCAUCCAAUUGAACUUGGAAGUAUUAUUUCUGUACAGUCGCAUGUUCAAAGAAAGUUCGAUGUUCUAUUAUGUAACCAUAAGUCCUAGUUGCCUUGUUAAUCCAUAAGGAAAAUAUAGCUACACCAGAAGCUUCUUACCUACCUAAAAUAGCAAAGGUUCAGCUCUCAGUCAAGCGAUUAUUUUCCUUAAUGUAACUCAGUGAUAUCGAAUGUACCAUAUUGUUAGUCUGGCGAAACAAUAUUUAAGUCUAAGUUUGGAAAAGUAUUGGAAUUAAAGUUGUUAGCGCACAAUUUAUAUCUGC
This is a messenger RNA of Punica granatum (pomegranate), 1674 nucleotides long. NCBI's taxonomy places the organism in Eukaryota, Viridiplantae, Streptophyta, Magnoliopsida, Myrtales, Lythraceae. The record is from RefSeq and is a predicted model, not a curated record.